AUGGAUACUAUCAACAACCUCACUGCUACUGCCUCAAAGGCUAUCUGGGGCGAGAACGAGACAGGCAACAGAGAGCCCGUCUCUGGAGUUAAGGGUGACACUGCCCAUGGCGAGCCAUAUGAUGCCGGCAAUCUUGAAACCCCCCAGCAAGAAAGAGCUGCAGAAAGUUACAGCUAUGGAAAACAUGGCGAGGAGCGCACAUCCGGACUCGAGCGAGAAGAUCCUACCCCAAAGUCUGUCGAGAACUCAACAACUGCUUCGUCUGCAGUUCCGGCUCCCGCUCCCGUUGCAGCCCCCAACCACUCAAAGGAUACCACUGCCGACCAGAACGAUACGCGCCCCCCGGAACAAGCCGACAAGGGUAACAAGGACCUCCACGACGUAGACGACACCUCUAAAGGUACCGACGCCAAGAUUGGCGAGGGACCAGGGCCUCGUCCUAUCGACAAACUCGCCAAGGAGCAUGGCGGUGAUGCAGGAAACGCUCCGGUGGAAGGACAAUCCAGUAAGCCAAAUGAGGUCGGCUCUGGCGCUGGCGAGUCGUCCAACUCCGAGAACCAGCCCCAUGACCCUAAGGAGGAUGAGUACAUCACUGCCUCCGGAUUUGCUGCUGAUGGCGGCGAUUUUGACGCCUCUAAGCCCGGUGCCGGACGCGAGGCCGACCGGCUUAUGGAGCAAAAGGGUGUUCAUCUUGGCGAAGGUAGCAGCUCAGAGCCCACCUCUCACACUGAGUCCCACUCCAGCGACAAGCACCAUGGCAGCUCCCACGAGUCCAAGAAGGACAAGCCCAGCCUUGGCGAGCGCAUCAAGGCCAAACUUCACAAGCACUAA
Fusarium coffeatum is the source of this 831-nucleotide messenger RNA. RefSeq lists its product as uncharacterized. The transcript is spliced from 3 exons. Lineage: Eukaryota; Fungi; Ascomycota; Sordariomycetes; Hypocreales; Nectriaceae. The record is from RefSeq and is a predicted model, not a curated record. The coding region runs from base 1 to 831 and encodes 276 amino acids.